GACGUUACAGUUUCACACAGACAAGGUGGACAUUUCUCAAAACACCAUGUCUCUCCGAUUUUCUAAUGGAUCCAGGCAUGUUUGCUUAAGGUCUGCAGCUGGAUCUGUCAGACCACCCAAUGGAGGUGCAGGCUUUGCGGGCAGCAGUGCAUGUGGCAGCUCUGUUGCUGGAAGUGAAUUUUCCUGUGCAUUGGGAGGGGGAUUGGGCAGCGUUCCUGGUGGGAGCCAUGCUGGUGGUGCCCUUGGAAAUGCUGCUUGCAUUGGCUUUGCUGGAAGUGAAGGGGGACUCCUCUCUGGAAAUGAGAAGGUGACCAUGCAAAAUCUUAAUGACCGCUUGGCAUCCUACCUGGAUAACGUGCGAGCUCUCGAGGAGGCAAAUGCUGAAUUAGAGAGAAAAAUCAAGGGUUGGUAUGAAAAAUACGGACCUGGAUCUUGCCGUGGACUUGAUCAUGACUAUAGCAGAUAUCACCUAACAAUUGAGGAUCUUAAGAAUAAGAUUAUCUCCUCCACUACUACUAAUGCUAAUGUCAUUCUGCAGAUUGAUAAUGCCAGACUGGCUGCUGAUGAUUUCAGGCUAAAGUAUGAAAAUGAGCUCACCCUUCACCAAAAUGUAGAGGCUGAUAUCAACGGAUUACGGCGAGUCCUGGACGAGCUGACACUCUGCAGGACUGACCAGGAGCUGCAAUAUGAGUCUCUGAGUGAGGAGAUGACAUAUCUCAAGAAGAACCAUGAAGAGGAGAUGAAGGCUUUGCAGUGCGCGGCUGGGGGCAACGUGAACGUGGAGAUGAACGCGGCCCCCGGGGUAGACCUCACGGUUUUGUUGAACAACAUGCGAGCGGAGUACGAAGCCCUUGCAGAGCAGAACCGCAAGGACGCGGAGGCCUGGUUCAAUGAGAAGAGCGCCUCGCUGCAGCAGCAGAUCUCCCACGACGCAGGCGCAGCCACCUCCGCCCGGAGCCAGCUCACCGAGAUGAGGCGCACCCUGCAGACCCUGGAGAUUCAGCUGCAGUCCCUAAUGGCCACGAAACACUCCCUGGAGGGCUCCUUGGCGGAGACCGAGAGCAACUACUGCGCGCAGCUGGCACAGAUCCAGGCUCAGAUCGGGGCCCUGGAGGAGCAGCUGCACCAGGUCAGAACCGAGACUGAGGGCCAGAAGCUGGAGUAUGAGCAUCUCCUCGACAUUAAGGUCCACUUGGAAAAAGAAAUUGAGACCUACUGCCACCUGAUAGAUGGAGACGGAAAUUCAUGCUCCAAAUCAAAGGGCUUUGGAUCAGGAAGCUCUGGGAAUUCAUCUAAAGAUUUAUCCAAAACCACACUGGUAAAGACAGUGGUUGAAGAGAUAGAUCAACGUGGUAAAGUUCUUUCAUCAAGGAUUCACUCCAUUGAAGAAAAGACAUCUAAAAUGACCAACGGCAAGACAGAACAAAGGGUUCCUUUCUAGCUGUCAUUUUAGAUAAAAGAAAAAAUUGGGAAAGGAUCCUAUACAAUUGUGUUAUUCUAAAUAUCAGAGAGAAUAUACACACUUUUUACUUUUAAAGAUAAGUUACUUAGCAAAAAUAUCUGUUUUCUUAGUUUUACAGGAGGUUGGGUGUUUGUUUCCAAUAAAUAAAAAAGUUGAUGUGCAUUCAUUUCCAUUCACUGAUGACUAAUAAAUAAUUAUUUGUGAUUUUUU
Messenger RNA from Chlorocebus sabaeus (green monkey), 1672 nucleotides. RefSeq names its product keratin 28 (gene KRT28). The record is from RefSeq and is a predicted model, not a curated record. Gene Ontology annotation, biological process: hair follicle morphogenesis; intermediate filament organization; epithelial cell differentiation. Gene Ontology annotation, cellular component: cytoskeleton. NCBI's taxonomy places the organism in Eukaryota, Metazoa, Chordata, Mammalia, Primates, Cercopithecidae. Gene Ontology annotation, molecular function: structural molecule activity.